CAAGGCCAUUAUGGUGAGAAAAAACCCUUCCUCCACCAUCUUCACUCCCCCAUCAACGACUCUCUCUGCCCACGACCUACCCAAAAACCGAAAACCAGAAUUCCUCUGCCCAAUGGUUAUCUCCGUCUUCUUCCACCUAUAAAACCAAAAUUUCUCUCCCAAAAACACCAUUGUUCUCCAUCUUCUUCCACCUCUAAAACCAACACCCAUUUCCUCAUCCAAAUCGCAGAAAAAAAGCUCAGAGCAUGAAGAGGCAAAAGACCAUUCCACCCAACAACACCAACAACAUGAACAACAACAAUGGCAGCAACAAUGGCAACAACAACGUCUUCCAUGUUCUGUCCGAUGAAAUCAUAUUCAUAAUCCUCGACUGCCUCGAGCAAAACCCAAUUGACAAAAAGUCCUUCUCUUUGGUCUGCAAGUCCUUCCACGCCGCAGAAUCCAAGCACCGCAAGAAGCUCAAGCCUUUGCGCUCCGACCACCUCCCGAGAGUCCUCCGCCGGUACCCAAAUGUCACCCACGUUGAUCUCACGCUCUGCCCGCGAGUCCCGGACGCCUCCCUCGCCGCCGUCUCAAAUGCCUGCAGGUCCACCCUCCGUUCGAUAGAUCUUUCGCGGUCGAAUUGCUUUUCCGGAACUGGGUUGCUGAGUUUGACUGCGAAUUGCAAGAAUCUGGUGGAGAUCAACCUGUCGAACGCCACCGAGCUCAGAGACUCCGCGGCGGCGGCUCUGGCGGAGGCGAAGAACUUGGAGAAGCUGUGGCUGGGGAGGUGUAAGAUGAUUACGGAUAUGGGUGUUGGGUGUAUUGCAGUUGGUUGCAAAAAGCUGAGAUUGAUUAAUUUGAAAUGGUGCCUCCGUGUUACCGACUUGGGGGUCGGAUUGCUUGCUGUUAAGUGUAAAGAUCUUCAAAGUUUGGAUCUCUCUUACUUGCCGAUCACAGAUAAAUGCUUGCCGUCGAUCUUCGAGUUACAAUAUCUUGAAGAUUUGGUUCUAGAAGGAUGCUUCGGCAUCGACGAUGACAGCCUUUCUACCUUCAAACAUGGGUGCAAGUCGCUUAAGAAACUUGAGAUAUCUAGCUGUCAGAACAUUAGUCAUGUUGGGUUGUCCGCCCUAGCAAGCUGUAGUGAAGGAUGUUUAGAGCAACUCGUGUUGUCAUAUGGCUCUCCUGUAACUCUUGCUCUUGCUGACAGUUUGGAAAAGCUUCCAACGUUGCAGUCAAUCAAAUUAGACGGUUGCCUGGUUACCUGCGCUGGACUAAAAUCCAUCGGAAACUGGUGUGUUUCACUAAGGGAGCUGAGCUUAAGUAAAUGUGUGGAGGUGACCGAUGAGGGUCUGUCCUCCAUUUUGAAAAAGCACAAGGAUUUGCGGAAGCUAGACAUCACAUGCUGCCGAAAGAUAACUUAUGCUUCUAUUGCCCAGAUUUCUGAGUCGUGUACGGCACUCACUUCUCUUAAGAUGGAGUCAUGUACCCUGGUUCCUCGAGAAGCAUUUGUCCUCAUUGGACAGAGAUGCCAAACUCUUGAGGAGAUUGACAUAACAGAUAAUGAAGUCGACGACGAAGGUCUGAAUUCCAUCUCUAGAUGUUCCGAACUCUCCAGCUUAAAACUAGGAAUUUGCCUGAAUAUAACUGACAAAGGAGUCGUGAACAUUGGCAUGCGCUGUAUGAAACUCUUAGAGCUCGAUCUAUACAGAUGCACAGGAAUUUCAGACUCAAGCAUGUCAGCUAUUGCUAGAGGUUGUCCUGGACUUGAGAUGAUUAACAUAGCCUACUGCAAAGACAUUACUGAUAGUUCGUUAAUCUCGUUGUCAAAAUGCUCAAGUUUGAACACCAUUGAAAGUCGAGGAUGUCCUCUUAUCACAUCUUUGGGUCUAGCAGCAAUUGCUAUGGGAUGCAAGCAACUGACCAAGCUGGACGUAAAGAAGUGUUCAAAUAUUGAUGAUGCUGGGAUGAUCCCACUUGCUCACUUUUCUCAGAACCUUAGACAAAUUAAUUUGUCAUAUAGCUCAGUUACAGAUGUGGGGCUGUUAUCCUUAGCCAGUAUCAGUUGCCUACAGAGCUUAACCAUCUUGCACUUGAAGGGCUUGAGCCCUAAUGGACUGGCAGCUGCCUUAUUGGCCUGCGGGGGGCUAACUAAAGUAAAGCUCCAAACAACCUUCAAGUCAUUGCUACCCCAUGCUCUUUUCGAACAUUUAGAAGCGCGCGGUUGUGUGUUUCAGUGGAGAGAUAAAUUCUUCAGGGCAGAAUUGGACCCUCAAUGUUGGAAAAUACAGUUAGAAGACAUCAUGCAAUGAGUUUUCCCACGACAAUUUCGGUUGAGAUGUUUAGGUUCUUUGGACUCUGUUGUGAAGAAGGCAAAAGUCCUCGGGUUGCUCGAUGUGUAGGACUGGUUUUUUCUUUUAGUUGUCACAGCUUACUGGAUGCAUUUACAAGUUUUUCGAAGUUGCGAAGCCCAGAAACGGGGGCUUUGCUAUGUAAUCUCUUGACUCUGCCACCAAUCUUACCAAAUCCGUUGAAAAGUUUAAUGGAUGGAUGGUUUGGAUGCAAUGUUAAAUGUUCAUUUUCCUUAUAGCUAACGUACGUUAUCAACUAAUGAGUUUGGUUACUGUGAUAUUCGGAGCACGACUUUGGACCAGUUUGAUUUAUGAGAUUCAUGUAUGAAAGUGGUGAGUAAAACGUUUUCCUUAUUUGAGAAA
Messenger RNA from Malus domestica (apple), 2693 nucleotides. Its product is annotated as F-box/LRR-repeat protein 3. Gene Ontology annotation, molecular function: protein binding. NCBI's taxonomy places the organism in Eukaryota, Viridiplantae, Streptophyta, Magnoliopsida, Rosales, Rosaceae. Gene Ontology annotation, biological process: SCF-dependent proteasomal ubiquitin-dependent protein catabolic process. The record is from RefSeq and is a predicted model, not a curated record. Gene Ontology annotation, cellular component: SCF ubiquitin ligase complex.